CUUUGUCGCAACCCAACGCGACUUGCGACUUUUGUUUACCUGACGACAUUUUGCUGCACUAUUGUGCAUCUAGCUAUAUCGCCUUCGCACAGUAUUGUAUAGUCGAACAUCCACUAGGCGACAACAUGUCGCAGGAUCAGGGCAUUUUUUCCGUGCGCCGCCCGCGCGAGACACUCGGCCCAAUCAACCACAAUUCAUCCGCAAUCCCUCUGCCCGCCUCGGCCAUGAAGCGCCAAAGUUCCUUCGGUCUCGGUCAGAUGCAACCCGCCUCGCAUGCCCGCUCGACUUCGGGUUCCCGUAUGUCUCUGGCUCCGGGUUUUCCUAGGCAGCCCGACUUUCAGCGCGCUUCUUCUGGCAACAAUCUCGCUGACCUUGGUCUCUCCACCGUCAAGCGUCCUUCAACCCAGAACAUGUUCAACAGCACAGGAGGUAGAAAGAGCUAUGCGCCUGUCAGCAGCACUCCUGCUCCUGCUCUACAGCUUGGCGACAGCUCCCAACGACGCAGCAGUGUCUACAGUGCCCGUCCCUCGGCUGCCUUUGGUGGGCCCAUGGGUGGUCACCAAUCCUUUUUCGCUACUGCUCCUCCCGCGAAUCAGCCUCCUCAAGAUCCUCGCAGGUUGCGUGAUCCAAACACUCGCCAUACUAUGGGCACUGAGCUCAUGGAGUUCCUCACCCAACGCAACUUUGAGAUGGAGAUGAAGCACACUCUCACCCACAAGACCAUGACUUCACCCACACAGAAGGACUUCAACAUGAUGUUCCAAUUCCUCUAUCACUGCAUCGAUCCGGCAUAUCGUUUCCAGAAGAAUAUUGACCAGGAAGUUCCUCCGCUUCUCAAGCAAUUGCGAUACCCCUACGAAAGAAACAUCACAAAGUCACAAUUAGCUGCUGUUGGAGGCAACAACUGGUUCACUUUCUUAGGUAUGCUUCACUGGAUGAUGCAGCUUGCAAAGAUGAUGGAACACUUCAGCGUCGGCACCUACGAUGAGGCUUGCGUCGAGUCUGGUCACGAUGUUUCUGCAGACCGCAUCACUUUCGAGUUCUUGAGCGACGCCUACCGUACCUGGUUAUCCGUCGACGAUGAUGAUGAGGAAGAUGACGAGGAAGCUAUCCAGAGGCUUAUACAACCACAUGUCGAGGCCAUGGCAUCCAAAUUCGAGGCUUCCAACCAACAAAAUCUCGAGCAAGUCAAGGCUUUGGAAGAAGAGAGCAAGCAGUUGCAGGAACAGAUUGACGAGCUCGGCAAAACCGCUCCUCGCCUGGCCAAAUUGGAUGAGCAAAACAAGAUUCUCGAGGAAGACAGGGUCAAAUUUGAGAAUUACAACAACAGCAUCGACAAGAAGGUUGAGAAGUACGAAGACCGACUACGCAUGCUGGAGAGCGAGAUGCAGCGUCUGGACCAGGAACUCGCAGAUGCAGAGCAAGAACGCAACAGCUUGCAGGAGAUGGUCGACCGACAAGGAAUCACUGUCUCGGAUAUCGACCGCAUGACAGCUGAGCGCAAACGUCUCCAGACUGGUGUAGAAAGCACAAACCUGCGACUAGAAGAGACUCGCGAUGCGGUAGCCAAGAAAGAGGCCGAGGCAGCCCAAAGACUCGAAGAGCUCGAAUCUGUGGUCUCAAAAUACAACCGCAUGGCUUACGAGAUUGGAGUAAUUCCUCCGGACGCGCCAAACGCCCACGGACAAGAAUACGAACUCAUCCUGAGUACUAGCGAAGGACCCGCUUUCGGAUCAUCUCAGAUGGGCGAGCAACCACAGGACGCUGAUCGCCUGCUAGCCGAAACUGGCACUGGAUACCAACCACAUCACUUGCUGAACCUGGAUGUCCGAGGCAGUCUUAAGAGCAACAUGAUCAAUCUGAGAAAGGAGAUCAGCGAACGCAGGAACAACGCUCUCGAGGCGGACAUGAACAACCAUGAUUUGCUAGACAAAAUCAAGGAGGCCAUCGAAGACAAAAGAGCCGAGGCCGAGACGCUGGAGCAUCGCAUACGAGCUGCAGAAGAUGAGUUCGAAAAGACCAAAGAGAUCACAAACUCCCAGAAAAUGGCGUCGGAUGCUCAGAUCGAGAAGAUGGAAAAGGAGCUCGCCAGAAUGCGUGCCGGCCUCACGGAAUCGGUGCAGCUGAUGGAGCAACGCGAGAUGAACACCAACCUCGAAUACGAGCAAUUGACGGUGGCUUCUUCGGCACUUCGUGAAGAACUCCACACAGAGCUUGAGCGCAUGUUAAACGACAUAAUCAAAUUCAAGGUUCACAUUCAGGGCAGUCUCGAGGGCUACGAAGAGUUUGUGGCUCAAGAGGUUGAAAGGGAAUGUGAAGAGCAAGAAAGAGAAGAGAUGGGUGCUGACGAUGAGAAGUAUGGUGAAGAUGUUGAGGCCAAGGUGGAAGAGAUGGAUCUUGACGAGUGAGGUGAUCUGGAUAGGAUGAAGCUUGACGACUUGGUUAGUGUCGGAUGACCAGGCAAGAUGGCGGAGUUUGGGCGGAUUGCUUUUAUGAUACCUCUGUUGUUAUUUUGGUUCUGGAUGGAUAUUACGAAUGUUCAAAGGGUUGAUGAUUG
Molecule: messenger RNA, 2557 nt
Organism: Aureobasidium pullulans EXF-150
Lineage: Eukaryota; Fungi; Ascomycota; Dothideomycetes; Dothideales; Saccotheciaceae
Product: HEC/Ndc80p family protein-like protein
Exons: 3
Coding region: 126-2408 (760 amino acids)
Biological process (GO): attachment of mitotic spindle microtubules to kinetochore
Cellular component (GO): Ndc80 complex
Source: RefSeq, a predicted model, not a curated record